CGGGAUGGCGGCGGCGGCGGCGGCCGUGCCGGGACCGGGACCGGGACCGGGAUCGGGGCCCGCGGAGACGGCGGCGCCCGGGGAGGAGGCGGCGGGUGCGGGGCUGCAGGGCCCGGGUUCGUCCCGGCUGGCCCGGCUGCCGCUGGCACGGGUGAAGGCGCUGGUGAAGGCGGACCCGGACGUCACCCUGGCCAGCCAGGAGGCCGUGUUCGUGCUGGCGCGGGCCACGGAGCUGUUUGUUGAAACCAUAGCCAAAGAUGCUUAUGUGUAUGCCCAGCAAGGAAAAAGGAAGACCCUGCAGAGAAAAGAUCUCGAUAAUGCCAUUGAAGCUAUUGAUGAAUUUGCUUUUUUGGAAGGUACUUUGGACUGAGCUGGACAGAGACAGAGAUUUCUGGAGAAAGAGACUGYAGAGGUGGUGUGAGAUGGAAAACARGAUUUUGAGGGUUCAAAUAUAAUUCUUAGAAUCAAGACACUGAAAUUGAGACAUGGCAACCAUGAUAUUUUGUAUAAAGUUGAAGUUGUUGUAAGUUCUUUAUUUAAAAUGCAUAUUUUUUCAUAACUGUUUUGUAUGUCUCUUCCUUGUGUGCUGCGGCUGCAGUGCAGCCUGCUCUCUGCUCCCAGGUUACUCCCAGUAGUAGUCUCAGCCCUUCCAGAUACUCUGCAGCAUCACAGAGCUGUGAGCAGAGAGUGGCUUGGCUCAGGUACCCAGGCACAAGGAAUUUUUUUAAUGGAAGUGUGGGUUUUGUUAUAUAUGUUUGUCUCUUAACACAAUUAAAUUUUUUAUUUUUUUG
Malurus melanocephalus (red-backed fairy wren) is the source of this 791-nucleotide messenger RNA. It is a transcript of the gene POLE4, whose product is annotated as DNA polymerase epsilon 4, accessory subunit. NCBI's taxonomy places the organism in Eukaryota, Metazoa, Chordata, Aves, Passeriformes, Maluridae. Gene Ontology annotation, molecular function: protein heterodimerization activity. Bases 5 to 370 code for a protein of 121 amino acids. Gene Ontology annotation, cellular component: nucleus; epsilon DNA polymerase complex. The transcript has 4 exons. The record is from RefSeq and is a predicted model, not a curated record.